Molecule: messenger RNA, 4290 nt
Organism: Anopheles gambiae (African malaria mosquito)
Lineage: Eukaryota; Metazoa; Arthropoda; Insecta; Diptera; Culicidae
Product: para-nitrobenzyl esterase
Exons: 4
Coding region: 2264-4093 (609 amino acids)
Source: RefSeq, a predicted model, not a curated record
CCGCACGGCGCGGUACUGAGCAGCUUAAACUGUCACUAGCUGGGCGGUACGAUGUCCGAUAGCGCGAUGUCCAUCAGGGAUAAAAUGUGGAGGAACCACAGGAGGCUAGAACGAUACAAACUUCCUGCUAUGUGGAAAGAAAAGCGCAAUUCCUGCUCCGUGGGAUGAGAUGGGGGAGGCUGGAAGGGAAGAGUGUGGAUAGCAAACAUGACAUUUUAGAUCCCCCAAGUCCUGGAGUUCUCUCACACUCACCGAAAGAAAUCCUGCUGGGUUAGCCUAAAAUAGGACAGGGCAGGGCAUCCGGUUGUUGUGAAGAUUCUUUUAUUGUCUUGCUUCACAUUCACUCCGUAGUUCUGAUUGAAUCAUCCAAACGAAACUGGCAUCACUGGAAAAAGCGUCCUAGAGCGUCCUAGCGCUACCCACCGGAACCUUGAAACUCUUGAGUGGAUGUUUGCUAAAUAAUUGUCCGCUUUCUUGGAACAACGAUUGCUUUAUUGAUGUUGACCGAUGCUUCAGGCGCUUCAGUGCAGCUGUACGACCUACUUACGUUACUGCUCGAGCAUCUCACUGGAGUAAGUGCAAGAACGAUUCGUUCGGGGACAACUCAGACAAAUGUGACAAGUACCGCAGCUUUCCAUUUGCUCUGUUUUACCUUGACACCCUCCAUAGCGGUGUGAGGUGGUGUAAAAACUGCAAACUGAAAAUGCUUGCUGGAGCAAAUACUGACAGGAAAUUAAUGACCUACUAUUACUGGGUGGAAUGAAGCGAACAUCUUCCUGCGCUUCCCAACAUUCUUCCGGCGAAAUGUCUUUGCGGUGCAUAUUUUCAAGGUCUGCUGCACUAUUGCACCUUAAAGCGGGAAGAAUUUGCGGUUGAGAGGCAGGUUUGUUAAGGUUAUAUGCAAUUUAAAAGAGAAUUUUAUAAGUUCUAAGUUAUCAAGACAUUAGGAGAUUAAGGCCAUUAUUGAAAGAGACUACCAAUAUCUAAAUACUAUGUAGCUCUUACUAAACUCUCUUAGUACAAAUGAUUAUAAACCGCAUACUACAAACUUCAAGACUUCAACGUCUGUGCCUAGGAAAAUCAUUUCACCAUAAAGUUGCCCGCCGUCAAAGCUAAAUAAACAAAUUAUGUUUUAAUGCACCAAAAAAUCAGAAUAAUAGCAAGCGCUUUCAGCUCUAAAAUGUUACCAUACAACAACUCACUUUCUGUUGCGCUCCGAGGUGUUUUUUCUUCUCUCCAGUGCAAUGAAAGUCUCGUUGCAAGAAUAAACACCCCCUCAAAAACUUUUCCUUGUUCAUUCAUAAUUAAUUUAUGUGCAAAACACAAUUAUAACGCUUUGAUGUUUUCGGUGCUGUGUUUUUUCACCGGCUGACGGUUGUUUUGCGCUUUGCACCUACGUAGGUGGUUCGGCCAGGCAUGCAGGAAUAAAGUUCGUCUCUUCCAUCCGGCAAAUGCAAAUGCAAAAAAAAAAAUGCCUUGUCACACCGGAACCCGGAACUCACCAGGUGGUUUGCGGUGCCGUUCGGUGUCGUCACUGUUUAAGCUGUCGUGCCAGAUGUGUGCCGGUGGUUGGUGAAAUAGUCAUUCGAAAUUAAAUGAGGUUUUAGAGCCAUUGCCUGCGUUGGGUGAUGAAUUCUUUCGCUGUGCGCUGUCCCAGUCCACAAGCUGAGUUGACGUAGAUAGCCUGAUACAAAGUAAACACUUAGAAUGGGGUCGACAGCAAAGACUGAACCACAACAAAAAAACAGUCACUGGGCGGACGUCGACAUCUACGACUUUGUCGCCUAUCGUCAGACUUUGUUCUCUUUACGUCAAAAAAAAACGCCACAAAUUGAUUCUAAACACUAUCGAAAAACUUCACAAACGGCCGAAACAGACUGACAUAGUUUUGCAUCCGUUUCGCUCUGAAGGCGCGUGUGUGUCUAGUACAGCGAUUCCAGCGCAUAGCAUGCCUUACAGACAGCAUUGACCUUGCGUGACGACUCAAUAGUAGCAUUGAUGUCUUAUCAAUCGUAAUGAAGCACCAAGCAGCUACUUACACACACAUAUAUACUGUAUUCUCGCUAGCCUCCGUCCAAUCCAAUACCCAAGUACAACAUCGGGAAGCAUUGAAACGACGAGCAUUAAGAUUAUGGGCCUAUGAGACGAUCACAAGCGCUGCUGUUUAUCAACAGUUACGAAAGAACGUCUGCCGGUGGUGGUCGUUUAUUUUUUCGGUCGAGCAUUGCGGAGAAGAAGCGUUAAACCCAUCACAGUGACAGUUAUGUAUGGUGCCGGCGUUCUGCUGCUCCUGAUCGUCUGCACGACCCAUAACCUCUGCCAGUCCGUUCCGGCGGAAGUAGCUGAAGAGGACACAGGUGCCUGCUUGGUUCGAUUCGGUGACGCUGCUACCGGCGAAGGUGUCUACAACAAAACAUUCAACAAUGUGCCGUACUGUGCGUUUCUUGGAAUUCGUUACGCCAAGCCUCCGGUCGGCGAGCUACGAUUCGCCAACCCCGUGCUGGAAGAUCCCGUUGAUCAGCGCAACUACACCGCGUACGGGAGCGUGUGUCCACAGUUUAAAAACAUCAACCGCCAGAAUGGGAUAGUGGGCAGCGAAGACUGUCUCUAUCUGAAUGUGUUCGCACCGGUGCAGCAUGUGGACAGUGAGCAGGAGACAACACGUGUCAGGUAUCCCGUGCUGGUGUUUAUACACGGUGGAAGCUUUGUAGCAGGAUCGGGAGAAGUUCACGGUGUGGAUUUGCUGAUGGAGAAUGAGUUGAUUGUUAUCACUCUGAACUAUCGUCUCGGGGUGCUUGGAUUCUUGAAGAGCGAACGUCUCAACAUCACCGGUAAUUAUGGGUUACGAGAUCAGCAGGCCGCUCUGCAAUGGGUACAGCGCAAUGUGCACCAUUUCGGAGGCGAUCCUGCACGUGUUACCCUGAUGGGACACAGUGCCGGUGGUGCGUCGGUAACACAUCAACUGUAUAACGAACAAGCGGCCGGACUAUUUCAAAGUGUGAUCGUGCUGAGCGGUUCCAUGCUGGCCCCUUGGGCCGUUCUUUACGAUCAUCUGCGGUGUCAGGAUAAUUACGUACACGAUAUGGAUGCAAGAACGCUGCCUGAGUUCCAGCAGGUCGAGCUGGAGCAGUUCUUCAUCCCCGAUCGUAAGUUACGCUACACAUUCGCAUACUGCAGCAUGUUCUACGUGUGUUUCAUACCCACUAUGAGCAAUCGCACGGUAGAGGACGGUGCCUUCUUUAGCCAUUCACCACACGAAGCUGUACGCGUUAAAACUCCACCCCAAAUGCCGAUCCUUAUUAGCGAGACGGCAACCGAGUUCGAGUUUCUGCUGCCACACAUCUUCGACUUUUGGAUGAGCACAAACUACCCGAACCAAAACCAUCCCAUGAUCAGGCGACGGAUUGGUGAAAUCCUGGACAAUGUCGGUAACUGGGCCGUGGCACAGGGGCUUGAACCGACCAAGCAACUGUUCUACCAGAAGAUGGCAAACAUGGCCAAUCUUUACUACCCGAUCAGGCGGCUGCUGGGUGUGCUGGGCAAGCAUCUGCACGAGGGCCAGCUGUACUAUCUGCGCUUUGAGUUUGAUGGAAAGUUUGGUGAGUAUAAGAAGAAAAUUUACGCCCAACAUCUUCAGACGAACAAGUACGGUGCGUUGCAUGGCGAUGAGCUGGGAUACAUCUUCAGUCCCUACAAUCUGCGGGACGCGUUGGCGAAUCGUUCCGAGUAUCGGAAGGAACUAUCCGUGCACAUUCGCACUGUUGAGUUGAUUGCAAACUUCGUUAAGUAUGGUAAUCCCACACCGAAGCGUAGCAAACUGUCCGACAUUGUUUGGCCACCGUACAGUGAAGCUAACAACCACACCCAGUACCUGAACAUUGACGAAGAGUUUACGCUGCGUCGCGUCGAUAAUCGUCACAAUCUCUAUUACCUGAUCUGGAAAAUUGUGUACGAGUGUUUGUACCACGGGCACUGCGACACCAUUACGAAGCUGGAACAGCUCGGAGAACAAUACGGCGGGAUGCUAGUGGCGCAACCGAACGAUGACGGCCUGGACGUGCUGGAUGAGGAAAUGAAGAGCAAUCUGACUUAGCCGAUGGUGUCCAAUCAUAUCGAUGAUAAAGUAAUGCCCAGUAUCUUGUAGUUGUGUACUCAUCGCUAGUUAAGGAAAGGAGUUAAACAUUAGUGUUAAAGUUUUGGGGGCCUUUGUCCUCAAUUUGAAGACCCUUACAGACCUUCACAUUCCCAUUGAAUGUGUUGAUAAACAUUCCUAUUUAUUCCUUUAGAAAA